Messenger RNA from Strongyloides ratti, 996 nucleotides. Its product is annotated as Nuclear hormone receptor, ligand-binding, core domain and Nuclear hormone receptor, ligand-binding domain-containing protein. The transcript has a single exon. NCBI's taxonomy places the organism in Eukaryota, Metazoa, Nematoda, Chromadorea, Rhabditida, Strongyloididae. Bases 1 to 996 code for a protein of 331 amino acids. The record is from RefSeq and is a predicted model, not a curated record.
AUGGGUAUGAAAAAAGAUAAAGUUCAAAAACCUCGAGGACGUUAUUUAAAAAAAGAAUGUGUUACUGAUGAUACUAUUAGUAAUAAAAGUGAUGAUUCUUUUUUAUCAUUUACAACAAAUUCUAUUAUAUCUAAAAUUAGUAGUAAUAAUAAUAAUAAUUUGAUAAAUGAAAAUAAUUAUACUUCUGAGGCUUUGGUUGAACAAUUUAUUUUUAUGGAAAAAAUGACUGAAAAAAGGAGAAAAAUUUUAACAGGUUCUAAUCCAUUACUUAUUCUUCGUGAUUCAAUACAAGAAUAUCAAAUUGAUAAAAGUUAUAAAAUGGUACCAUUUAAUUUUAAACAAUUUAAUGAAUGUAUUCGUGGUGUUUGUUUAUUAUCAUUUGACUACCUAACAUCAAUGCCAUUUUAUAACUUAUUUAAUGAAGAAGAUAAAUAUACAUUAUUUAGGGGAAUCUUUUUUUUAACAUGUAUUCUUGAUUCAUCAUUUUUUACUUAUAAAUCAGGUUUAUAUAAACAAGGAUAUUAUGCUGGUAUUGAAGGAAUGAUAUCAUCAAUCUAUGAUGAUAAUUAUGGAUGGGAAACUGAAGGUAAUAUAACAAAAGAAAUGAAAUUAGCACUUUUAAAACCAAUAUAUAAAAAUAUUUUUGAAUCUCUUAUUAUUCCAAUGUCAAAUCUUGAAAUGAAACCAUGGGAAUUUGCUACAUUUAAAGGUAUGGCUAUAUGGAGUAUCUGUUCACCAGAAUUAACAAUUGAAGGAAGAGAAAGAGUUAAAAAAAUGGAAAGUCUUAUUAUUAGUGGAUUAUCACAAAAAUAUGAUAAUGAUGAUGAAAUCAGUUUAAGAUUAGGACAAAUAAUUUUAUUAAUGACAAAUUUACAUGUAAUUGUCUGUAAUACAGUUGAAUUUUUUACAAGAAUUGAUGUUUUUAAUUUAAUUGAAUUAGAUGAUGUAAUUAAAGCUCUCCUUAAUAGAAGAUCUUUGUGUGAUUUAGAUAAGUAA